AUGUUGCCCGUCAGUGCUCGUGUAUCAGACUGGUUAGUUAAAGUUAUUCAAUUCGCCAAGUCCGUUCCAGAAUUUUGCAAUCUCUCUCAUAAUGACAAAGUAACUCUGAUACUCAAUUCCUGGAGUAAAAUUCUUUUGCUUUUUAUGGCUGAGAAUAACUUUCAAUUUGCCGUCACACCACUGCCGUCCUCUCCUGUCCCAACAGAGCCCGUUCCUGCAUCACCAGAUGAGCCUAGCAUGAAAAGUGUAGAAUCUAUCCAAACAUUUAUAAGGAAAUGUCAACAUUUGAACAUCGACAGUGAAGAAUAUUCGUUCUUGAGAUUAUUGGUUCUCUUCAAUUCUGGUUAUAUUGGAUUAGAUAGAGCGGAUAUUAUUGAUCAACUCAACUCAACAGUACAGCAAUUACUCCAAGAACAUGUCAGACUGACCCGACCCAAUGACGUCAUGCAUUAUUCACAUUUACUUCUAUGCUUGCCAACCUUAUAUGGAACCAACAGUAAAAUGUUUGAAACAUUGUUUUGUCAGCACAUAACACGUAAUACUGACAUGGAAGUGCUGCUUAAAGAAAUGUUACAGAGCAUUUGA
This is a messenger RNA of Lottia gigantea (owl limpet), 585 nucleotides long. RefSeq lists its product as hypothetical. Gene Ontology annotation, molecular function: transcription factor binding; transcription corepressor activity. Lineage: Eukaryota; Metazoa; Mollusca; Gastropoda; Lottiidae. Gene Ontology annotation, cellular component: nucleus; cytoplasm. The record is from RefSeq and is a predicted model, not a curated record. Bases 1 to 585 code for a protein of 194 amino acids. Gene Ontology annotation, biological process: negative regulation of transcription by RNA polymerase II. The transcript has 2 exons.